Molecule: messenger RNA, 1060 nt
Organism: Asparagus officinalis (garden asparagus)
Lineage: Eukaryota; Viridiplantae; Streptophyta; Magnoliopsida; Asparagales; Asparagaceae
Exons: 1
Coding region: 107-1060 (317 amino acids)
Source: RefSeq, a predicted model, not a curated record
GCAAGUAAAUUGAAAUCAAACCCCUAAUCCAUCCCAUUUCCCCUCUCUCUAAAACCCUAUAAAUACUUUUCUUGAAGUGAACCCAGAAAUCAAAAAGCCAACUACAAUGGCCACCGAAGACUACAACUCCUCAGAUUGGGAGAAGCUCUCCUCCGACCUCUCCUCUUCCUCCUCCGACGAAGAGCCGGCCGCUAGAACCGACACCGACUCCGACACCGACUCCGACUGGUUCGUCGUCAAGAAAAAGGAACAAAAGCGCAAACAAGAAUCGGACGACGACGACGACGUCGACAUGGUAAGAUUCUACUGCCCCCAAGAAGAUUCCGAUCACGACGAUCUCACCUUCUUGAAAGCAGUCCUCGGCGAUUGCAUCCCCGAAAUCAUGGCCGAAGAAAAAUUCUCUCUUGACUACAUCGAGCAGGACGUUUUCCCUCGUCUCCCCACAAGAGCCCUCCUCCGCCUCGGGCCCGCUUCGGCCCGUUGGGCCCGAUGGAUCUCCAGCCCGUUCUUCAUCCACACGCACUCUCUAACCGCCCGAUCUUUAUCGGGCUUCUUCUUCCACAACUCGAGGGGGUCUCCAUCGUUUGUAUCGCUCGACGUCGAAUCUUGCUUGUUGCCUGAUCCUUCGCUUUCUUUCCUCCCUGAGCCUGUUCAUAUUAAAGCGUCGAAUUAUGGGUUGAUCUGCUGCAGAGGCCGUCGGAGUUUGAAAUACUACAUGUGCAACCCGACGACAGCACAAUGGGCCUUGCUGCCGCCCCCGGCCCACGACCAUGGAGACGACCCUGCUGUCGUCAUUGUGAUGCAAGAACCCGUAACCUACAACUUUGAUGCGGAUUUUUUUCUUGUUUGCGCGUAUGAGAUCUUUGAAGGGGUUUUUGGGUUCGAGACUUUCUCCUCGGAGAAAUGGGAGUGGAGAAAUUCGAACGAGAUUGUAGCCGCAGAGAAGAUCGUGUCGGGUUGUCGGGUUCAGGGGUGUCGGUACUGGGGGCUGCGUACUGGAGGACGACAUUGCAGAGCGUGGUGGCGUUCGAUCCGGUGGCGGACACGUGGCGUGAGAUGA